ACAAUUUACAGGUCAUGCUUCCUUCGUUAUAAACACACGCGGUCAGUUAACAGUUAACACGUAUGAGAUAAGGAGAGAAGUCGUCGGAAGUUGAAAACUUAACUAGGUCUAGAAACUUCACCGGCCCGGAGAGAAAUAAUGGGGCGGAGGAAGCUCGAAAUAAAGCGGAUCGAAGAUAAGAGUAGCAGGCUAGUGACGUUUUCGAAGCGGAGAACGGGAUUAAUUGAGAAAGCACGGCAGCUUUCCGUGCUCUGCGACGUCGAUGUCGCCGUCAUCAUAUUCUCCGCCGGCGGCAAGCUGUAUGAAUUCAGCAGCGGCUGUACUGCUAACAGUGUGGAGCAUAUUCUGGCUAGGUAUGAAGCAGAAAACAGAAGCAUGAAAGGAGAUGGCCAAGAUUCAGAACUUCCAUUGAAGUGCACAAAAUUCAGAACAUGUAAAGAGCUUCUACAAAUGGUGGACAGGCUUGUUGAAGAGAAUAAUAAUAACAAGGACCUCCCUGUGGUUGAGAUGACACAACUUGAAGAAGAACUUGAUGCUGCUCUUAUGCAUAUAAGGUCAAGAAAGACACAGUUGAUGAUGGAGUACGUAUCCACCCUCCAACAACAGGAGAAGGAUUUAAUCAAAGAAAAGGAAGAAAUCUUACACCAGAUUGCAUCAGCGAAGCAUGUGUUUGGGAUUGAGGGUGGAGGUCUGAACAACGACCUUUCAAUUAACCCAAUGGAUUCGCCGCAACAUUUGACUCUCCCUCUUUUUAUUACCUAAUCCCUGGCCUCUUCAAUUUUAAUUUCAAUUUCAUCCUUGCAAUUGCAAAUUAGAUUCAGAUGUUUACAAUGGGAAAUAUAACAUAAGCCGAUGACAAUAAUAAUCCGAUGAAAUAUGUUGAUUGUGUUUAUGUGACUUUACUGUGUUUGUUUGUGUGUGACUACUAGAUACUUAUGUAUCUCGGUAAACCGUAAUCGAGUGCCUCACGUUGAAGCAAGCAGUUUUUAAGGUUAUAAAGUUUGGGUUUUGAAUUU
Lactuca sativa (garden lettuce) is the source of this 1016-nucleotide messenger RNA. Its product is annotated as agamous-like MADS-box protein AGL27. Gene Ontology annotation, molecular function: RNA polymerase II transcription regulatory region sequence-specific DNA binding; DNA-binding transcription factor activity; protein dimerization activity. NCBI's taxonomy places the organism in Eukaryota, Viridiplantae, Streptophyta, Magnoliopsida, Asterales, Asteraceae. Gene Ontology annotation, biological process: positive regulation of transcription by RNA polymerase II. Gene Ontology annotation, cellular component: nucleus. The record is from RefSeq and is a predicted model, not a curated record.